AUGACGCAUGCCACCCAUUUUCACAAAAGCACGUGCUUGUAUCGCCUUCCGCAGGAGUACUCGGGGCCCCGUCGUCCGCCGCCCGGGUCCGCCUGUGACAGGUGCCGGCAUUCGGACGCCGUUGUUUUCGGCGAUUGGGAACCGCAGGAGCUUGCAUCGGUCCUAAGUGUAUCUGAGUGUGCAUGUGCAGCUGAUGUUUCUGCCAUCGUCCACUUCGUUGACAAUAAAGAGUCGGCGAAUCGGCGCGAUCUCGCAGGCUCUGAAGUAGCACGAAGCAGCGAUAGCUAUGACUUCAGUCCGCAACAUUCCAUUUCCUAUCAGGAGUGGAUUGCACGACGGCUGCCCGUCAAGCUGCCUCCCGGCUUGCCCCGGCCGCCGCGCCAACAGUCGGCCCCAGCAUCGCUAUGCGCAGUCACAGAUGACGACCUGGACGAUGACUGUGACGAUUGGUACAAUCGCAACGUCACAAAUGGAAAUUUUCCUGACUGGCUUCAUGAGGAGCAACAGCAGCUGGCGUCGCCCGCGACUACCUCGGUGCAGCAGCUGUUCCCAUCCCCUGCCGGCAGCGGAUGCAGCGACGAUGACCUCGACGCGGACUGCGAGGAGUGGUUCAACCGAAAUGUAGCGGCAGGGAACUUUUCCUCCUGGAUAGAUACACCCAAGGAGCCUUCCGCAAUGGAGCCUUCCGCAACCCCAGACGAACCUUCGCAGCAAGAAUCCGCCAGUUGCCAGCAGGAGGCCUCUGCAGCGGCCAAGCCAGCAGCAGCAUUCUCAUCGCCAGCAGUGGCGACAGUAGCAGCAUCAGCUGGAUUUUCCUCUGUUGGCGGCGGCGAGGAGUCGGUACCAGCGUUACCCUCCGGCUCAGCGCCAUCGCCAUACGCUUCAAGUCGUAUACCCAACCUUUACGACCUCAGCAUUAGCAACAUCGAUAGCUGCAGCAACGAAGUUGACAUUAGCAGCAGGUGCGGCCAUGUCUCAGUCUACAGCGCGCAGUGCGCCGUUGGGGCGGUCGCCGCCGGGGCAGUCCCGGACUUGACUUCCGCCGCCCUGCUUCUUAGCGCCAUCGUCACAGGCGCCUGCUGUAGCCGCAACGGCGGCGGCUCCGAAGCCGACCCUGAAAUCGACGAUGGCUGCAGUACGAGCGCCGGUUGUUUCAGCAUACCGUCCAGUCCCAGGGAAUCCGACUCGGAUUGCCGUACGGUGACGUCCUCGGAUGGCGGCUACAGCCACGGCAACAGCCGCAGCUCUAGCUGUCUCAGCUUGGGUUCCAUGGAUCCGUCGACCAGCAGCUGUAGCAGUCCAAGUAGUGAGGCUGGGGAAGUCGAGGACGGUGGUGGAGUGUAUCGGGACGUCUACGGCAUCAAGGAUGCGGAGGAAAAGCUGGUGCAGCGGGAGGAGAGGGGGAACUCGCAGGUUCUGGAAGGUUCGGGCGCAGACUUACAAGACUGCGAUGGCGGAGGUUGCCCCGUUAUUACCUGCAUAGUCGCAUGUCCUGUGCGCCCACCGCCGCUGACGUUGCCAUUGUUAUCGAUUCCGUCCUUUUCAUCACCGUCACCGCCAGCAUCAUUGCGUGUCACCGAGGCCGGGGACUUGGGCCCGCAUGGCUGCGUUUCGGACCAUUUGAAAGACAGUACGGACGAAGCCGUACUGGUACGCUCCCUUGACUGUGCGUCCUGGGAGUUGCAGUUCGAGGCGCAACUGAGGCUGUCAUCUGUUGUCGUGGCCCCGCCAGCCGCUGCCGGUGGCGGCGACAGCGGCGGCGGCAGCUGCCUGGACCAAGCCCGGGUACUACUGCAGGAGCGCGAGCUUGACCUAGGCUCUGCGGCUGGGGGCUGCGGUGAUCGGCGGACGAGCUUCUGGGGGCAUGGGGAAGGCGAUGGAGAGGAAGAGGAAGAGGCAGCGGUGUUGAGGCGUAAGUGGAUGGAGCUGCAGCUUGACCACCUGUUGGGUGCAGUGGUGGUGGGGACGCUCUUUGGUGCUGGCAGCGAGGGGGGCGAGGAGGUGGAGGGUGCAGAGGACAGGUUGGGAUGGGGUGAUCGCUCGCGUAGCGGUUGA
This is a messenger RNA of Volvox carteri f. nagariensis, 2055 nucleotides long. RefSeq lists its product as uncharacterized. The transcript has a single exon. The record is from RefSeq and is a predicted model, not a curated record. Bases 1 to 2055 code for a protein of 684 amino acids. Lineage: Eukaryota; Viridiplantae; Chlorophyta; Chlorophyceae; Chlamydomonadales; Volvocaceae.